Dendrobium catenatum is the source of this 1111-nucleotide messenger RNA. Its product is annotated as zinc finger A20 and AN1 domain-containing stress-associated protein 9. Gene Ontology annotation, molecular function: zinc ion binding; DNA binding. The record is from RefSeq and is a predicted model, not a curated record. The transcript is spliced from 2 exons. The coding region runs from base 323 to 811 and encodes 162 amino acids. Lineage: Eukaryota; Viridiplantae; Streptophyta; Magnoliopsida; Asparagales; Orchidaceae.
AUUUUCUCAGAGCCGCUCUCUUAUCUUCUGAAGAGUGCUUCCAUCUCUCUUUGAGCUCAGCGGAUGCUGAGGUCAGCCCCUUCUUGGUGAGCUCGUCUUCCCGAUCGCUUUUCCGGCCUAGAGAUGGUGCUAAUUGAAGAUCCAUUUGAGAUUUUUCAGUCAGUGUGACGUGUUUCUAGAAGGAUUAUCUCUGAAUUUUCCGCUGUCGUGAAUUCUCGAUCUGUUCCAUUGGAAGGAAUCGCAUUCAGCUAAACUUAGCACAUUAGCUUCUUCCAUCUGAACAUAUUUUCGAAUUCAUUUAGUUUCAGUUCUUUGUAAAGAAAUGGCCCAGGAGAGCUGGAAUGAGAUCGAUGAGACUGAAAUCCAAAAGCCCGAGGGUCCUAUUCUUUGUGCAAAUAAUUGUGGCUUCUUCGGUAGUCCAAUGACCAACAAUCUGUGCUCAAAAUGCUACAGAGAUCUUGUGAUGAAUCAAAAUGUGUUGGAAGUAGCGAAGCAAGCUACUGUAGCAUCUUCUUCUGUGGUGAUUGAAUCAGUUCCAGCGCAAGAACAGAAAUUCAGUGUUGAAACUGUAGGAAAUGUCGAUAAGAAGGCUUCAGAGGAGGCACUUAACAAGCAACAGCAAAAUCGUUGCUUGUCAUGCAGAAGAAGGGUGGGUCUAACAGGUUUCAAGUGUCGAUGUGGGAGCACAUUCUGCUCUACUCAUCGUUACCCUGAACUCCAUGAAUGCUCAUUCGACUACAAAUGUGCAGGUAGGGAGGCCAUAGCCAAGGAGAACCCUGUUGUGAAAGCUGAGAAAAUUGAAAAGAUCUGAUACUGUGGAACUGAAGAAUAUUGGAUGAUAGUGAAGCUGAUUCCUCAGGUAUCCUUAAGUUGCUACUUUCCUGAUUGCUGCGUGUAUUUUUCAAAUCAUAACUAUUGUAAUCAGAUCUGAAUGUGUGGCUUCUCUGUUUGCUAGCUUUGUAUUCAAUGGCCAAGCUUAUGUUGUUUUUUCCAUUUUAUGAACUUGUGAUGUGUCAUCUCAUGAGUGAAGAAGGUCGUCAUGUUUCUGAUUGAAUCCAGCAAGUCUGGUGUUAUUGUUUUCAUUGUGCUAAUUUGUUAUCUGUUCAGAUGA